GAAAAUAUCUGAGAACAAAAUUAUGAUCAUGGCAUAAAUCGUGGCUCCUUGUUUUGCGGACCAAAACAAAUUGUUGAUACAGAUAUACCAGACUAUUGCGCGAUACUUUUCAUGCCCUGAAGCUGGACAGUAUCGCAGCCAAUGUUUUAGAGAGAAAACGAAAUAUCAGUGACAUCAGACUGAUAAUCAAAAAGCCGAGACGGGACUUAAUUAGAAACAAAUAGGCUAGGAUAAGUUAUGCAGUCGGAAAAUUUAGCGAAAGUCAACGAAUGAAGAUGUCUUUCCCCUGGUGUUUGUGUUGCAGAUCUGCGGCCACCCGAAGCCUGGCGUGUUUCAUUUCUUGCUUGUGAAGAAAUUAGGUACCAAGCAUACCAUUUCAUUAUCAAGCAACCUUGCAAUUGCAAGUUUUUUUUUCAUGUGAAUCCAUCUGUUCUUCUCACAAAAGUAGUCUAAUAUACUCAUCCUUACCCGACCUAGUUUCAUACCAUCUAAACUAACAUUUUCGUUGCUUCUUUUUGUCACUGUAACACACGUCAUUGAAUCUACACUACUACACUACAUCAUGGCCGAUCCAAAGCCCAUCAAGCUCAACCCCCCGACCAAAUAUGCCCCAGCUACCAAGAACUCACCUCCCGUGGACCCUCCCACGCUCGACUGGCUCACCACAACAUGGAGCGUCACGCACUCGACGCUGAGCAUGUGGCGCGAUGCCCGCAACGUCCGCAUCACAUACAAGCUCCUCCCCGGAACAGCAGAUGGCCGACCCCGUCUCGACGACCUCGUUGAGUACGAGCCGCUCUCCAAGGACGGAACGCUCAAGACGGUCCAGGGCACCGACACACAAGCUUCGUCUAUCGGCUGGGACUGGCGGGGCAAAGGAUGGCUUGUCUUUGUCAACUCGCACUGGGAAUUGCUGGGCUGGGGCGAGGCCGUCACUUCAGAGGGUGUCAAGGAGAGAUGGGCUGUUACGUGGUUUGCCCCUACGGUGUUUACGAAGGAGGGCGUUGAUAUCUACUGUGAUCGUAAGGAGGGGCUGAGUGAGGAGACGUAUGUGAGGAUCAGAGAGGCUUUGAAGGGAUUGGAGACGAAGAAGGUGCCUGAGAUGGUUGAGGCACACAUGCAGCCUGUUGAGAUCAGGUUGCCGUGGGUUGAGGGGAGCAAUGAGUAGGCGACGUGUGUGGACGAGCUUCUUAGUUUGACUUUUUAGUAUUUUGGUGUAAUAUACCCUAUCGCUUGGCAUAGAAAUGCUGCCUAAUGGAUGUGUACAGAUCUCAGAAUUAUACCAUCUUUGCAAUAUCAUGUGAGCUCUGCG
Messenger RNA from Fusarium verticillioides 7600, 1312 nucleotides. RefSeq lists its product as hypothetical. Lineage: Eukaryota; Fungi; Ascomycota; Sordariomycetes; Hypocreales; Nectriaceae. The transcript has a single exon. The record is from RefSeq and is a predicted model, not a curated record. Bases 563 to 1168 code for a protein of 201 amino acids.